Messenger RNA from Parus major (Great Tit), 8873 nucleotides. RefSeq names its product tetratricopeptide repeat, ankyrin repeat and coiled-coil containing 1 (gene TANC1). Lineage: Eukaryota; Metazoa; Chordata; Aves; Passeriformes; Paridae. Gene Ontology annotation, biological process: regulation of postsynapse organization. Gene Ontology annotation, cellular component: glutamatergic synapse. Gene Ontology annotation, molecular function: protein binding. The transcript is spliced from 22 exons. The coding region runs from base 2478 to 7706 and encodes 1742 amino acids. The record is from RefSeq and is a predicted model, not a curated record.
AGUGCCUGCCUGGUGAGUGUCCACACUGCCACAUAGAGCAAAGGCCUUGUGGUGUUUUUCUGAACUUGUUUUUUAUUAUAAAUUGACUCAAAUGUGUAGCUGUGCAUUCCGUGCAGUUCUUCAUGUUUACAUGAAAUUUUGUAAAAGUUUGCUGGCUAAGGCAGUAACAGUUGUUAACUCCUGUGCUGGGAAAGCUGGGAGAAGCCAUUUCCCUAGAGCUAAUUGGCAUUCUUGGAAAGUUUCAUGAUUAAAUCUGACUAGUGUGUGAGAGUGUGUCUUUUACAGUGAAUGUCAUGACACAUAUGCCAGUAUAUGCCAUGUAUUCUUAGAUUAAUUUUUCAGUUUAACUAACCUCAUUAAGGUCAGUGGAUAUUAUUGAUGAUGUUUCAAGUGAAAAUCCUUUUGUUUUCCUUUUGUUUCAAUUUUAAAGGAAAAUACAGUUUAAAAAAAAUCAGUGUUUUCUUUCUAAAAUACAGAUGCUUCGUAGCAAAACCAGAAUUACUUGAAGUUGUUUUCACCAUCUACUUGAUAUGGUAUAGUUAGCCUGGUUGCUUUUGUGCCUUCAUCGUCACAGCUAUCUUCUAGAGCUGGCAGUGAAGUUCUAGGUCCAGCUGGAAGAGCAUGUUGUCUUCAUCCCCUGAUGUGAAGGUGACCGUGUUCCUCUCACAGAGCUGUGUUCCCAUGUAGUGAGGCUGAGGCUGCUGCAGGUCAGCACCAGGUUCUGCUGUUCAAGGAUCUAACAGUGGAUGCUGGUUUCAACACCUUGGGCUCUUAGUUUUGGUCUCUGUUACUGACUGAAUUUGGUAGCAUGCCUAGUGUUUACUCAGACUUGUCAGGUAUUAUAAUUUUUCUAGUAAUAAUAGUAAUAAUUUUUUAAAUUUUGAGAGAAGAAUGAAGAUGAUUUCACAAACUGUAAUUUCCAAGAUUGUGACUUAAAGAUUAAUUGUAAUCUUUAAAAUAGCUUUUAUAAAGAGAAAAUAUAUUUUCCAGGCAAAUAUUUGAACGUCUGUCAAUUUGCGAAAAUUCUGAGAUGAAAAAAACUUCUGCUAUCUACUUUCAUAGACUUCCUCCUUUUGGGAUUAAGUGAGAAUCAAUCUUGCUGAGUAAAACCUUAAGCUACCCACAAAAUUAAGAAAUACAUGCAUUCAAGUAGGCAUUGAGCUGGAGUGAAAUAAAGACAGAGUUCACUAGUACUGCACAUGUCUGCAAACUUUGGGGUUUAUGUCACUCAUGAAAUUGGGCCAUUGUUGAAGUAGAGCUUAUGGUCAGGCUGUUCAGUUACAGUUGUUAAUUUGUGGUUUUCUUCCAGUCUGCAGCUCGGGGAAAAACUUGUUGUCUACAGGUACCACUGAGUGUCAGCUGUGUCUUACGUGGUUAGAGACCCCAUACUUGUCCUGGAGAGCAAGAGCUGUCCUGACGCUGGUCUGGCUCAGGGUCACUGUGAAGGGGAGGCCAGGGGACAUUUCAGCUGGGCUUUUUGUGGGUUCCCCCCUCACCCCAGCUCCUCUCAGUGGUGGUGCAGAAGGUGCUGCAGUUGAGGGCCUUAUAGUUCCUCUCCUAAAAUUCAUCCCUAAGUCUGGGCAGCUACUUCUCUCACCCACUGAGGCACUCUGUAGCAAUUGUUUGCUGCACAACAUCUCCAAAAGUUGAAGUGCUAGAGCUGUUUGGUGCUGGCUCCCAGCAUGGGGGGUGGCUGGGGGGUGGCUGUGCAGCUGCUCCUGGAUGUCCCCCUUGGCAGUUCUGGGGAUAAGAACUCCUGCUGGGAGCUACGUCUCCAAGUGGUAGGAUGAUGCUUCUUAUUUAAUUAGAUGUUUAUACCUGAGGAUGGGACAGGCAGGCCUGUGUGUGUGUAUGUAAAAUAAUGGAUGAAAGAAAUGCCCUGUAAAUGUUCCUGUCAGAGCAGAUGGUCACAGGUUGGUGGGUGAUGCCACACUGCUGGUAUCAAAGAAGGAAAAUGGCUGGAAAUGUUUGUUUGUGAGAGUCCAUUAGCAAAAGUGUGUGCCAGGGCAGAGCUGUGCUUAGCUGCUUUUGUUGCAGGUUGCCUCGUUUUGAAUUUCAUCUUAUUAUAUCUGUUGUUUGCUAGAAGACAUUUCAAAGCACUGUAAUGAUAAAAUUAAAUAUCUUUGCAUCAGAAGAACUGGGAGAUUUAGAACUGGUGUCACAUCUUUUGCAUAGUAAGCAAAAUAAUAAUGUGUGGCACUAGUUCUAGUGUUAACUGUGAGAUUCCAAAACAUCUGUGUUAUUAACCUCUUCAUGUUUUUAUAUGACAGAAAUAGAAUUUCAGCUUGCCAGUAACCUUUAAUAGCAUUGAGCUUAAUACUGCUCUUGGGAGAAUCAUUGUGUUACGUCACUCAUCAGUCCAGUGAUGAACUCAUUGCACUCGAACAUUUCUGAUUUUACUGGCAGGUGGGUUUUCCCUCCCCUAGAUUUGCACAGUUACGCAGAGGAUUCAAGACCCACCAGCAAUUAAAAGUCUGAUGGACAAUUUGGUUGUACUUUUUAUGCCUCUUUUAACAGUUUUCAAAUAUAAGACUCUUAACCUUCAACUUUUUUCCUCACAAUCCAAAGCAAAGCCUGACAAAGACUCGAGCUGUUCUCCUGCAGCACAAGAAUUGAUGACAAGAUUGGGGUUUUUACUGGGGGAAGGAAUCCCAACUUCUUCUCACAUGGAAGAGAAGAGCGAAGUUAUGUGUGCGGUGGCCAGCCGAGGUGUGAGCCCCUGUUCCACCCUCACCAGCAGCACCACAUCACCCAGCACCGACAGCCCCUGCUCCACCCUCAACAGCUGUGCUGGCAAAGCAGCAGCCAACAAGGGCAGUCCCUGUGGCACCAUCAGCACCCCCAGCUCCACCCUGGAGAGCAAGGACAGUGGCAUUAUAGCCACUAUAACAAGUUCAUCAGAAAAUGAUGAUCGUAGUGGAUCCAGCUUAGAAUGGAGUAAGGAUGGGAGUCUCAGAGCUGGAAAACACCAAGGCAUCAGCUGUGAUAGAAGAACAGAUAAUUGUUCACCAGUUGCAGAAGAGGAAGCCAUUGGAUCUUCUGAGAAUUUGCCUAAAGAAGUACCAACAGGAGAGGGUCCCCUUCCCUACACUCAGAGUUCUGCUUCUUUAAUAAUGCCUCGUCCAAACUCUGUUGCAGCAACAAGUUCAACGAAAUUGGAAGAUUUGAGUUAUUUGGACGGACAAAGAAAUACUCCUUUACGAACUUCAAUUCGCUUACCUUGGCACAACACCGCUGGUGGAAGAGUGCAGCAGGAAGCUCGUUUCAUCCCCUAUAAGCCUCAGGACAUUUUACUGAAGCCACUGUUGUUUGAGGUGCCAAGCAUAACCACAGAUUCAGUGUUUGUUGGAAGAGAAUGGCUGUUUGACACCAUUGAAGAAAAACUGCAGAAUCCUGAGCCAGCAGAGAACAGGGGAGCAGUCAUUACUGGAAAUGUGGGAUUUGGGAAGACUGCAGUCAUUUCACGGCUGGUGGCACUCAGCUGCCAUGGAAGUCGCAUGAGACAAAUCGCCUCCAACAGCCCGAGUUCAUCUCCUAAAACAGGUGGUGACUCCUGUCAGGAGAUUCCCUUGAGCCAGUUACCCCCAUGUGCCCCUUUGUCGGGUGACACCAAUACAAUGAAAACUCUGGCUUGUCCUGGUACUCCUGAAUACAAAACUCAGACAGGGGAUUCUGUGAGACGCCUCGCUUCCAAGGUCGUUGCUUAUCAUUACUGCCAGGCUGAUAACACAUACACGUGUCUGGUCCCUGAGUUUGUGCACAGCGUGGCAGCUUUGCUUUGCCGCUCACAUCAGUUAACAGCAUACAGAGAUCUCCUGAUCAGAGAGCCUCACCUGCAGAGCAUGCUGAGCCUCAGGUCUUGUGUGCAGGAUCCAGCAGCAGCUUUUAAAAGGGGAGUGUUGGAACCACUUUCAAACCUCAGGAGAGAGCAGAAGAUCCCUGAGGAAGACUACAUCAUUUUGGUAGAUGGUUUAAAUGAUGCUGAAUUUCAUAAACCUGAUUAUGGUGACACAAUUUCUUCAUUUAUCACAAGUAUAAUUUAUAAGUUUCCUCCCUGGCUGAAGCUUAUUGUGACAGUAAGAACUAAUUUCCAGGAAGUGGUAAGUUCACUACCGUUUAUCGCAAUAUCCCUGGACAGUUUUCCAGACAACAAAGGAAUUCAUGAUGAUUUGAAUGCUUAUAUUCAGUACAGAAUUAAUAACAGUCAGGAAAUUAUAAACAACAUGUCUUUAAAUGGAAAAGCUGAUGCAGCUACAAUUGGGAAAGUGAGUAACCACCUGAUGAUGAGAAGCCUGGGAUCUUAUCUGUAUUUGAAACUCACUCUGGAUCUUUUCCAAAAAGGUCAUUUAGUAAUCAAAAGUGCAAGCUACAAGGUUGUUCCUGUGUCUCUGUCAGAGCUGUACUUACUGCAGUGCAAUAUGAAGUUCAUGACAAACUCUGCUUUUGAGCGAGCUCAGCCCAUAUUGAAUGUGGCAUUGGCAUCCCUGCAUCCCAUGACAGAUGAACAGAUUUUCCAGGCUAUUAAUGCAGGACAAAUAAACAGUGAACAACAGUGGGAAGACUUCAGCCAGAGGAUGGAAGCCCUUUCGUGUUUUCUGAUCAGAAGACGUGACAAAACACGCAUGUUCUGCCAUCCUUCCUUCAGGGAAUGGCUUGUCUGGAGAGCAGAAGGUGAAAAUACUGACUUCUUAUGUGAGCCAAGGAAUGGACAUGCUCUACUGGCUUUCAUGUUUUCUCGACAGGAGGGAAAGUUGAACCGCCAACAAACUAUGGAACUUGGCCAUCAUAUACUUAAAGCUCAUAUUUUCAAGGGUCUCAGUAAAAGGACCGGAAUUUCUUCCAGUCAUCUCCAAGCCUUGUGGAUUGGUUAUAGUACUGAUGGACUGUCAACAGCCCUGGCUUCUCUAAGAAACAUCUACACACCCAACGUGAAGGUGAGUCGGCUGCUAAUUUUGGCAGGAGCAAAUGUGAAUUACAGGACUGAAGUACUGAAUAAUGCUCCAGUGCUGUGUGUUCAGUCACACCUUGGACACGAAGAAGUGGUCACUCUUUUACUCGAGUUUGGAGCUGCUGUUGAUGGAAGUUCAGAGAACGGGAUGACAGCCCUCAGUUACGCAGCUGCUGCAGGUCACAUGAACAUCGUGUCACUGCUGUGCAGAAAAGGUGCAAAGGCUGACCUUGCAGACAAGAAGGGCCAGUGUGCUUUGGUCCAUAGUGCACUGAGAGGGCAUUGUGGAAUCCUCCAGUUCUUGCUCGGCCUGGUUUGGGUGACUCCCUCCCGGGAACAGGAUUCACUGAGGAAGCGCCAGGCACUGCAACAAGCUCUCACAGCAGCUGCCAGCAUGGGGCACUGCCAGGUGGUUCAUUACAUCUUGACAGUUGAAAAAGACCAUGACAUGGACAUCAAUGACACUGAUGCCUUGUGGGGAGAAACAGCCCUGACAGCUGCUGCAGGAAGAGGGAAGCUGGAAGUGUGCAAGUUACUCCUCGGGCACGGAGCGGCCGUGAGCAGAGGCAGCAGGAGAGGAGUUCCCCCGCUCCUCUGUGCCGUACGGCAGGGCCACUGGCAGAUUGCUAAACUUCUAGUGGAGCAUGGGGCUGACGUGAAUUUAAAUGAUAAGCAAGGCCGGACACCACUGAUGGUGGCUUCUUGUGAAGGACAUCUGAGCACUGUGGAAUUCCUCCUUUCUGAAGGUGCAACUGUUUCAUCUCUGGACAAGGAAGGACUGACAGCUCUGAGCUGGGCGUGUCUGAAAGGCCACAAGGAAGUGGUUCGGUAUUUAGUAGAGAAAGGUGCAGCAACGGAUCAGACAGACAAAAAUGGACGAACACCCCUAGACUUGGCAGCUUUUUAUGGGGAUGCUGAUAUUGUGCAGUAUUUGGUGGAGAAAGGAGCAAUGAUUGAGCACGUGGACCACAGUGGCAUGAGGCCGCUGGACAGAGCGAUUGGCUGCCGCAACACCUCAGUCGUGGUCAUGCUGCUGAGGAAGGGAGCUAAGCUAGGAAAUGCAGCAUGGGCAAUGGCCACCUCCAAACCUGAUAUUCUCCUGAUUCUUCUGCAGAAACUGAUGGAAGAAGGAAAUAUGCUGUAUAAAAAAGGCAAGAUGAGGGAAGCAGCACAGCGCUAUCAGUAUGCACUGAGGAAGUUCCCAAGGGAAGGCUUUGGUGAGGAAAUGAAAGCCUUCACUGAGCUGAGAGUUACGUUAUACCUGAACUUGUCACGAUGUCGCCGCAAAACAAACGAUUUUGGUAUGGCUGAGGAGUUUGCUACCAAAGCCUUGGAUCUGAAGCCUAAGUGCUAUGAAGCCUAUUAUGCCAGAGCAAGAGCCAAGAGGAACAGCAGAAAGCUACUUGCUGCUCUUGCUGACCUACGGGAAGCCACUCAGCUGUGCCCCAGCAAUCAGGAGAUAAAACGUCUCCUGGCUCGGGUGGAAGAGGAAUGCAAACAGUUCCAGAGAACACAGCAACAGAAACAUCAGUCUCCACAGCUACUUGAACAAACCAACAACUCUGAUAAUGAGGAGGAGGGCAUUGUACCAGGUGCGAAUGAUAAUUUGAAUCUUCAGGACAGGGAAGAUGAACUGCCACACCCCAGUGAAUCUGUUUCCCCUCCACAAAGGCUGCAGUGUCCCUCGACUGCUUCAUUAUUUAGCAGGACCCUUCAAGAAGGUGUUCAGAAAGCUCAGUUUGUGUCCCCUCAAAGUAGAACAAGCAACAAGUACUUGAGAGAGCCAGGCUUGAUCAUGCAGCCAACAAAGCAGGCACAGAUUGUAAAAACUAAUCAGCAUCUGAGCUCCAGCCAGCCUGGAUCUAAACCAGGAAGCAGUCAAUGUAGCACCAAGACACAAUCAUCCUUGCAGCAGCUUCCCCACAGUCCCUUGCCCACCCGGCACUCUAAAAGUCAGUAUGUGGAUGAGACAAGCACAUUGGCAUCUGGAAGCGUUUCCACAGAUCCCACUGCUGAGCUGCACAAUGAGAAGUUUGUGUCCAGCCAGCGUUCAUAUACACAGCAUCAUGAGCCUCUCUCUUCUCGUUCUUUUGCUAGUAAAUCUAAACCUGGUGACACAUCAGCAGCCUCUGCUCCAAUGCAUGUCAGUGACUCAAGGCAGCAAAGCCCUGUACCCAGUGGUGGCUCUUCUGGCUCUCCAGCCAGCAGUGUGAUUCUUGCCAGCUCAUCAAGCAGCUUCAUUUCAGCCAGCAGUUUGUCAGGCAGUGUUAAGGGGCUGGGCCCAGAUGUUCGACUCAAGGAGAGCACUGUCAGUCAAGCUCAGGGUGCUGAGCACCGACCUCGCAAUACUCCGUUUAUGGGAAUCAUGGACAAGACUGCAAGGUUUCAGCAGCAAAGCACACAGUCUAGUCGCACUUGGCACUCUCAGGCAGCAGAUUCGCUAUCCACAAAUGUCGCUUCUGCAGGCAUUCAGCCUUCCAACUUGGAGCAGUUCUCAGUUAAACACUACUCAUCUAAAGGAUCCUCUACAGCUGCAGCCCCAGGAGAUGGCAGCCAGAGCAGUGUGCAAGCAAAAGAACAUGAGGAGCUCAUGUGCCAAAUCCCUCUCCACUGUACAGACAGCAGAUCACCCAGCCAAGGUUCUCAUUUAUACCCCGAUGCUGUAGGCAAACUGCCAUCCCACAGCACUCAGGACGGCCACCUCAGUCACAUCAGCACGGCAAAACCAAAGCGAUCGUUCAUUGAAUCAAAUGUAUAAAUACUGUUCUGUCAAUGGACCGGGUAGACCUGGCUCACACCAUCGCUCUACGAAACACUGAGUGCCUGGGCAUGGCUGGGUCCUAGGGAGCAGUCUUUAAUGGGAUACAACCACUUCCAACUGUUCCUACCAUCACAGGGCAGUGACAGUAACUGGAAUAACAAAUUUGUGUAGAAAGACUCAGAUUGGCCUAGGAGCCCGAGCAGAGAAAUCCUUUCCAUUACAUGUUACCAUUAAAUAAGCGUUUCCUUUCACGUAGGGUUUCAGUCUUGGCUUUGGGUUCUUUUUCUCACACAUAGUACUCGUGCCUCUCAAAUGCUUCUGUGCUGGUGUCUCACAGCAGCGCUAAGGGAGAAAAUCUGCUGCAGAAUACUCAGAUCUGUACAUGCAUGCAUUUUUUAAAUCAAAUUAUUUUAACACUUUUCUAGUGGGAUCUAAUUUGGGUUGCAUGAUGUACAUUUAGGAAGCAUAAAUAAUUUGUGUAUGAGUAAACUUUAAGCAGCCAUGCUUUGAUAUGUAAAUAAAACUAUUUUUAGUAACUAGAAGCAAUUAAAUAAAAUGAGUGACAUUUGCAUGUGUAUUGAGAGGCUUUGACCAUAUUGGUUAUUGCACUGAAGAACACAAUAUUAUGGCCUAUUAACAAUAAUCGCACUUUAUAUAGGGUAUCUAAUCACCUUUGGGUGCUAUCUUAAAGCAAAAUGAUCUGUUGUUUAUUUGUGAAAAGGUACCAGUAAAUGCUUAGUAAAUGCUUUUAUGGAAAACCCAAGAAAGGGAUGGAGUGAACGUGGAAGUUUAAGGAAAAGCGUAUGUGCAGUUGCAUGACAGGAUGAAGUUGAGAAAUUGGUUUUUUGAGGAAAUGAGAGGUUUUAUUGGCAAGAACAUUCUGAAAAUGAACUGCUGCAGUGACAUUCCUAUGAGUGCAAUUCAGUUGGAGUGCUCAGCUUUAUACUCUUCUCAUCAUGCUUGAUUACAGUGUUCUGUGUACAUUGUAAACAGCUGUACCCAGCUCUGCACAUCCUUUUGCAGUUUGCAUCAUUACACUUCAGCUUAUUUAUUGUUUACCGUUUCUUUGAUAUUUUGUACAAGUCCUAUAUUAGUCUUGUCCUGUAGUUCUAUUUUUGCACAGCUACUGUAUUCUUUCCAUACAAAAUAAAGAUUAUUAAUAUA